Messenger RNA from Cutaneotrichosporon cavernicola, 630 nucleotides. RefSeq lists its product as uncharacterized. Gene Ontology annotation, cellular component: RNA polymerase I complex; RNA polymerase II, core complex; RNA polymerase III complex. Gene Ontology annotation, molecular function: DNA binding. NCBI's taxonomy places the organism in Eukaryota, Fungi, Basidiomycota, Tremellomycetes, Trichosporonales, Trichosporonaceae. Gene Ontology annotation, biological process: DNA-templated transcription. The record is from RefSeq and is a predicted model, not a curated record. The coding region runs from base 1 to 630 and encodes 209 amino acids. The transcript is spliced from 6 exons.
AUGUCACAGGACAACGACCGCGAGCUCGCGCGGCUCUGGCGCGUGUCCAAGACGGUGCACGAGAUGAUCCGUGACCGCGGCUACGAGGUGGCAGACUACGAGAUCAACACGCCCUUUGACGACUUCAAGGACCUGUACAGCGGCGGUGGCGGUGUUGACCGCGGGCGGAUGAACUUCCACGCCGACCACGCAGAGGACCGGUCAAACAGGAUAUACGUUCACUUCUGCCCCGAGAAGAAUGUGUCCAAGGCCGCCAUGAAGACCUUCAUCACCUCACUGGAUGCGGCUGGUGCCAAGCGCGGCAUCAUUGUGUGGAGCGAGAAGAUGAGCCCUGCUGCCAAGAAGACGCUACUCGAGAUGCAGAGCGAGUACCACCUCGAGGACUUUCCCGAGUCGGACCUGCUGGUCAACAUUACCAUGCACUUCCUCGUUCCCAAGCACACGAUCAUGACCAGCGAGGAGAAGACGGCCCUGAUCAAGCGCUACCGCCUGAAGGACACCCAGCUCCCGCGUAUCAUGGUGUCGGACCCCGUCGCCCGCUACUACGGCAUGCGGCGAGGACAGGUCAUGCGCAUUGAGCGCACGUCCGAGACCGCCGGACGGUACAUCACCUACCGUAUCUGUAUGUAA